Molecule: messenger RNA, 5547 nt
Organism: Physella acuta
Lineage: Eukaryota; Metazoa; Mollusca; Gastropoda; Physidae
Cellular component (GO): nucleus
Molecular function (GO): NAD+ poly-ADP-ribosyltransferase activity
Source: RefSeq, a predicted model, not a curated record
UCUUGUAUGACUAAAUCUUCCAAGUUUGUAUUGUUUCUUUAUCUGUUCAUCAACAGUGGCGGACCCUAAUGCUGUUUUAGUUAGUCACUACACAGAGGAUCGGAGAGGCCUAGAUCAGAAUAGUUAUAUAUAUAAUAUAGUAUAUAACAAUCUGGCAGCUUUUCCACAUCCAGUCAUUCCAUUAGAAAAAAAAUAUAUUUUAAUUGAACCAUAGUAUGCUGAAUUUAUAUGAACAAGCAUUGAUUAUCUUGAAGUCAGCACAUUCCUGUAUUUUGCAAUAUAAUAGAGACAGUGAUAGUUUAGUAAAGGUGGCACACUAUAAAGAAUUUACUACAUGGAUGAAAAUAGUAAUAAGUAGGUUACGUAUUACAUAAGAAUGAACACAAAAUCUACAAGUGGUACCAGUCGUGUGAAAUCUGCUAGGGGAAAUUGUGAGUUUGAGGAUAGUAAUGUAGAAAAGAAGAACCUUAAAACCUUUUCAGAGAGUGGUGAACCACAAUUGUUGAAUUCAUUUGAAAACAAUGUAACAGACAUACAAAUAAAAUCCAUCAUCAUCAAUCGAAAAAUAUAUUUAAAUCAGGUGAUGGAAAAAUUUGUUAGAUCUAGUAGCAAAACUCACCAUGAGAAACAAUUAAGCAAACCUGAGGAUCAGAAAAUUAUGCAAGUAAAAGACAAAAUAAAAGUGUCAGAUUUACAGCUACAGUUUGUCAAAAAAUGUUUUGGAACAUUUGAAAAUUGCACAGUUAAAUAUGAUGCAACUAAGAGAAAAAUAGUUUUAAAUGGCAUUUUAGAUGCAGUUAAUAUUCAGGAGAUAACCAUAUUAGAAAAAAUUAGAAAUAUAAAAAUGAAAGAAAUAAAACUGGAUAUAUUAUCAAACAUUAGAGCAAAAAGAAUUGUAAAAAAUAUGUUAAAAGCAUACAAUGUACAUUUCUUAAUGAAUGCUAACAUUUUAACCCUGGCUUCAAAAACUGAUGAGGUGUUGUGCAGCACAAUUAGGGAUGUAAACAAUGAAUGCAAUAAUUGGAAGACUUUUAAGUCUCCAAAACCAAUAGAUGUAGAGGAACUUGAAAACUUGAAAGCCAGUUUAGAAAAAAAAUAUUUGCUUUUUGUCACAUGGACUCAGAAUACUGAAAUAAGUUUUGUUAGCUGGAAACAAGAUGUAACUCAUGCAGAAAAUGAAAUUAUGCUUUUCUUGAAAAGUGUUGAUGACAAAGUUAAACAAGUUGAAGAGGAAAUAAAAAUGCCAGGGGUAAUGAUUUAUUUUUUGGAGGAAUGUCUUGGUGUAUUUGAAAAUUGCACAGUUGAUUAUGAUGCAUUGAAGAAGAUAGCUAUUUUAAGAGGUGUGAAAGAAGCUGUUGCAUAUCAUAAAAUAAAUAUAUUACAAAAAAUUAGAAGUAUCAAAAUAAAAGAGAUAUCACUGGAAAUACUAUGUAAUGUCAGAGCUGAAGAGUGUAUAACAAACUUUUUAAAAUCCCAACAUGUUCAAAUGUCGAUCACUGACACCAAGUUAACCCUUGCUUCUACAGCUGAAGAUAUUUUAUACAGCACUGUCAAUGACUUAAGCCAUGAAUUUAACAUUAGAAAGACAUUCAAGGCUCAAGUGCCAAUAGCCGUAAAAGAGCUUGAAACCCUAAAAGUGAAAUUAGAAAAAAAAUACAUUGUUUUUAUUUCAUGGACUGGACAGAAUACUGAAAUAUGUUUAGUUAGUUGUAAACAAGACAUGAUUGAAGCAGAAAAGGAAAUAAAUCUUUUUCUUAAAAGUUUUGAUGUUGUUGAAAAAGAGUUUUCUCUGAAGGGGAUUAAAGCAAAGUAUGUGUAUAAAUAUGUUACUAAAAGGUUUUGUUCACUUCUAAAAGAUGUUGAAGUUUUGGAACAAUCAGAAGGGGAAGAUGGUAUUAAAGUUAAAUUCAAAGAAAGCUAUGCUGUUGUAGAUCAAGUUUACUCAAAUUUAGUAGACUUUGUUAACCAAAUAAAACAUCAAGUGUUUGACCUCACAACCAUGUACACCAAGACUGAAGAUCUUACACUGGUGGUGUUGGGUUUAAAUACUGAUGAAGUGAGGCAACAGAUCCGUGAGAUGGAAAAGUCUGAGAAAUGUAUCAUUCUGCUAAACAUACCAGAUAACUCUUGUAUCAAGCCUGUUGAAUCAGAACUUGAUGCUGCUUGUCAGAAGUUUCAGUCAAAUAACAGUUUUGUUUAUGUAAAAACAGGCAAUUUACACAAGGAAAAAUCAGACAUCAUUGUCAUGUUUCUGGAUAAAAGAGAUAAAAGUUUUGAUAAAAAAAAGUCACUAUUUCAGCAUGAGGUAAUGUUGGAUGAUGAUGCUAUGACCGAUGACAUUCAAGUAUUUAUGAACACUGACACUUUGAGCCCAAAUGUCAGGGCAGAAUGUUGUGUUUUGGUUGGUCAACAUGAUCAAAGUUCACUAAGUUCACUUCUAGAUUACAUCAUCAAUGGUAUUCUUCAAGAAGCACUGUCUCUGGGAGCCAGUACAAUUUCUAUUUCUUCUAAAACUUUAAACAAACUGUUCAAUGGCACAACAGCAGAUAUUUCUGAGCCUUUAAUAACUGCUAUCCAUUCAUUCUUGGAGGAAAAUGAUUUAAGUAAAGUAAAUAUAAUUGUAAACAAAGAAGAUUUUCAAGAAUUUGUUAAUGUAGCAUCAACUACUUUUACUAAUAAAGAUGCUGGUGAUGAUGAUACUGAUGAAUCAUUUGAAGAGGAUGACGACUCCGAAGAUGAAAGUACCAAAAAGUUAACUGUAGGCUAUUUAGACACAAGUGAAGUCCAGUGUGUUACUGUAGAUAUCUGCUUUAUUGAUUGUAAAGAAUCAGCAAAACUGGCCAUAAAACUUCAGAAACUCAUAGAAACUGAAUGCCUGUAUACAUCAAAAAUGUCAAAGGAAGCAAUGGAUUUCUGGCCUAUAGAUUUUUUAAAGGCAGUAGAAGAAAAAGUUAAAGGGCUGCACCUUUAUGUUGAGAUGACUAAUGGCAAUGACAGCGUCAGUCAUACAAUCAAAGGGAAAAAACAAUCAGUUGAUAUUUUGGAAGAAUUUUUUAAGAAAGAAAUUAUGACAAUUAUUAAAAAGUGGCCCAAACACUGUAUUACAUCAUCAAGUACACCAGCUAGAAAGACCAUUGAAUUUUUGGGUCAUGCUUCAAGUAUUAAUGAAACAUGUCCUUCUUACUGGAAUUUAUACAAAAAAAGAGGAUUUUGGGAAAAAAAAUUUAAAUUAGGUUUAUUAAAAAAGAAAAAGCUGUUAGUAAAAGUGGAUGAGGAAACAAAAAAAGCUGUCACUGAUUUAGUACUGGCUACUUGGGAUUCAGGUAAAGUUGGCGUAGGAGCUGAUGCAACAGGGCUGCAGAAGCAUACAACAAUAGAGGUACUUGAUGUUAGAAGAAUAGAAAAUCCUGUUCUAUUUCAACAGUAUGCAAGCCAAAGAAAAGUUUUAUUUAACAGAAUGUCUGAAAAAGGUAAACUCUGUGACCCACUGCCUAUGCCAGUAAAAAGUACUGAGCUUCUAGAAAAUUUCAUGAAAAAAGAACUCUAUGAAGAGGUGAAUGAACAUUAUUUAUUUCAUGGCACCAAAACUGAAUACUUUGAGAGUUUAUCAAAACAUGGACUAGAUCCAAAAUUGUGCUUACAGGCCAUGCUGGGAAAUGGCAUUUAUACAGCAGAGAUGUCAACCAAAGCAGACCAGUACACAGACAUCAGACCAAAAGGGGAUGGAGACCAAAGAUCACAACCAGGCACUGAGCUAGUGAUGCUUUUAACAAGAGUUUUACUUGGUAAUGUCUUUGCUAUAACCAGGGAUGAUCCUUAUUUGGCUCCAGAGGCUCCAAGAUUGCGACGACCUCCUUGCAAAGAUUGUUCUAAGGCUGUUUGUUAUAAUAAAACUCAUGAGCCUUGUGAUUCUGUGAUGCUAAAUGGAAAAGGAUGUCUCUUUCGUGAAUUUGCUGUUUAUGAUUGUAGUCGAUGUUACCCCGAAUAUAAAAUCACUUAUAAAAGAAUAGCGCCUUAAAAUGUAUAAAAACUAUUUAACAAUCAGGCAGAAGUGACUUUUUAAUUGGUUGUUAUGAAGUUUACUUGCACCAAAAAUCUAUAAAUCACAGUCUCCAAUAUUUGAAAUGUAUUAAGGACAACAUCUAGCUUUAGAUAAGUUAAGAUGUAUAGAUAUGAGCAAUAAAAUGAAACUCAUUAAAAUUUUAACAGAGUAAGAAAACCUCAUUGUCCCACUGUUUUUGCAUUUUUAUUUUGUCUGUUUUAUUUAUAACUGCAUGUUUUGGUACUGGCAUUUAUUAUAGUAUUUAUUUGACUAUUUUAUAAAAAGAAAUAUGAAAUCAAAUCACAACAUAAAAUUUAAAUAACUAAUUGUUUAGAACUAAAUGAGGAAUAUAAAGCUAAGCCUUUUUUUUGCAUGAUAAACAGAUUAAAUAUCUGGCUGAUUUAAAAUGCAGGGUUAGGGUUACUUAAGUCUAGUGCCAUUCUCAGCUGAGUGGUCAGUAACUACAUGCAUCAUUUUCAUUUUAAUCACAUUUUUUGUUUCAUUUCUUUUACAACUUUAAUGAUAUUGUUAGUAGUUAUUAAAAUUUUUAUUAACAUUUUUAAACAUAUGUAUGUAUUUCAUUUUGCUAGCUCCUAUUAUUCUGUUACAACUAAACUUUCGUGUAGCUUACAACAACAAAACCAGUCAACUUUCUAAGUAGAUUUUCUUAUUCAAACAAUGACGUAAAGCUUCAAGUAGUAUCACUCAUUUAUGCUAAAGUAAAAUUGUAUCAUUAAGGUCUUAGUUUCUUUUGUGCUGGUUGAUAAUAGAUUUCAAGGAAACAGAUAAUGUGACAAUUUAAUUUUUCAUAAGUAUUCAUUAAUUAAAGAUUUUGAUAAUAUAUUGAGUUAGGGUUAUAGUUUCUAAUAUAUAAUGAGUGGAUUAAAAUUGUUUGUUAAGUUACAAUAGGUAUACUCACAAUUUUUGUGCUUCUUUAUUUUUAUGAAAAGACAUCAAUUUAUAUAUGCUCUCCUUAAAUCAUUUUGUUAAUAACUAUCAAAUUAUUGAAAGUUUUAAAAUAAAAUUUAAGGUCAAAAGUAUGUUUUUUUUUAAUUUGUUCAAUACAUGUAUUGUAAUAGUAAUUUGAUUAUGUUUAAACAUCCUUAUACAACAGCAUUCCAUUCUAUACAUAUUUAUAUUAACAUUAAAUAAGUUUUCAAAGUUAUAAUUACCAUUUUUAUGGCUUUUAUUUUGAGUGACAACAUUUCAAGAUUGUUGUAUGUUAUUUUUUUUUUUAUUUUUAAAUGAAUGAAGAAUAGUGACAAGCAUGUUUUUGAGGCUGAAUUUUAGAUGUGCCCUGGUACUUUAGUAUUCAAUCAUGUUUAUAAAAAUCUUUACCACUAAUUAGCCUAUCAACGAGUAGUUUCAAUGGACCUGAGAUUAUGAUACCACAACAUAUCAAAAUAUUUUGUUUUAUAGUCUUGCUUACAACAUUAUUGAUUUUUACCAUUUGGUGGUUGUUAUAACUGGGAUUAGCAUCUGGUAGGGAACUGGGAUAAAAUAUA